This is a messenger RNA of Dentiscutata erythropus, 125 nucleotides long. NCBI's taxonomy places the organism in Eukaryota, Fungi, Glomeromycota, Glomeromycetes, Diversisporales, Gigasporaceae. The record is from the annotation of a GenBank genome assembly.
GAAAUGACUUGGAUGAAAAGGGUUUUGCCCAUUAUAUCAAUAAGGCGAAAAACCAACUAAGAUUACUUUGUUCGUUAGUAAGAGAUUUAAAUAUUCGCAUAAGCGAAUCUGAAUUCCAAAUACAG